AGGACAGUUGAAGGUCGUGUAAGCAUUUCGACUGUUUGACGAUGAACUGUGGUGAAGUAAUGAAUGGUGAUGCUCCAAGAAGAAAGGUGGCACUAAUAACCGGUAUAACUGGUCAAGUUAGUUCAAUUCCUUGUGUUUGUAUCUCCUAGGAUGGAUCCUAUUUGGCCGAGUUUUUGCUGUCGAAGAAUUACAUUGUUCACGGCAUCAUAAGAAGAUCAAGCUCAUUCAACACGGGUCGAGUAAACCACAUCUAUGAGAGGAACAAAGCUUUACAGGACAAAACGUUUUUUCUACAUUAUGGUGAUAUGACCGAUAGUUCUUCACUAAUCAAAGUCAUUAGUAAAGUUAUGCCAGACGAAAUAUACAAUUUGGCUGCUCAGUCACAUGUGAAGGUAUCAUUCGACCUUAGUGAAUAUACUGGUGAAGUGGUUGCCAUUGGUACUCUACGUAUGUUAGAUGCUAUCCGGACUUGCAAAUUGGAGAAAAAGGUUAAAUUUUACCAGGCUUCAAGUAGCGAGCUGUAUGGGAAAGUCGCUGAAGUUCCGCAGAGUGAGAAAACACCAUUCCAUCCUAGGUCACCAUACAGCGUCGCUAAAUUGUAUGCUUAUUGGAUUGUUGUGAAUUAUCGGGAGUCAUAUGGAAUGUUUGCCUGCAACGGAAUUCUCUUCAAUCAUGAAAGUCCUCGGAGAGGUGAAACUUUUGUUACUAGAAAAAUUUCACGAGCAGUUGUGCGAAUUAAAAAGGGUUUACAAGACGUUUUAGAACUAGGUAAUUUGAAUGCUGAACGUGACUGGGGCUUUGCUGGUGAUUACGUUAAGGCUAUGUGGCUUAUGCUUCAGCAUGAUACUCCAGAGGAUUUCGUUAUUGCAUCUGGUGAAAAACAUUCUGUUCGCGAAUUUACCAGUUUAGCUUUCGAACAUGUUGGAAUCCAUAUAGUUUGGAAGGGUACUGGUAUUGAUGAAGUUGGUAUUGAUUCAGCUACAGGGAAGGUUCUUGUUCGUGUUAAUGAACGGUACUUCCGUCCAGCAGAAGUAGAUGAAUUAUUGGGUGAUUGUACACGUGCUAAAGAAGUAUUGAAAUGGGAGCCUACUUGUGGUUUCAAAGACCUUGUUAAACUUAUGGUAGAUGAAGAUAUGAAACUAUUGGAAUCUGGUCUCACUCCUAUCUAACUUCAUAUUACAUAUAUAUAUAUAUAUAUAUAU
Trichobilharzia szidati is the source of this 1202-nucleotide messenger RNA. The record is from the annotation of a GenBank genome assembly. NCBI's taxonomy places the organism in Eukaryota, Metazoa, Platyhelminthes, Trematoda, Strigeidida, Schistosomatidae.